UAUAGCUAGCACUUAAAAGUGCUUAAAAUUUAGGGAACUUUCGCUGUGUAUAUAAUUUUCGCCCAUUUUUCUUUUUUAAGUAAGCACAAGAAAAAUGUUUGAUUGGAUACAAAAUGGCGGCUAAGGUUGUUGGAAUUUGUUAAUUGGAAUGUCAAAUGUGACAUCAUAGGAGGUAGGGAAUCCAGCUUCAGCCAUGGAUAGGGGUGGGGGCUAUGGCCAAUCCCUGGCCCACAGUUUUAGCUUACCAAGCUUGGUAGAAGGGUCUGAGCCCAUUAGUGAGGCAGAGGAAUUUGUAGAGAUGAAGUCUUUGAGAGAAAGAGGGGACAAGGCACUGAAAGUUAAAGAUUUCACAGGAGCUAUUAAAUUCUAUAAUGAGGCGUUGGAAAUAGAUGAACAGAAUCCUGAUGUGUUGUUGGCUCGGGCAACUGCGUGUAUUGAGAUGGGAGAUUAUAUCAGUGCCCAGAGAGAUACAGAAUUCCUGAUUUCCCAGGACUCGGAAAAUCCCCAGGCAUACAAAGUUCAGGGUCUUGCCAUGAAAUACCUUCAUCAGUAUAAAGAAGCCUUGACCUCAUUUCUCACUGCACUUGACCUUGACCCAGAUAACACUGAUGAACUAACUGACCUUAUAGCAGAUGUUGCUGCAACAUUUUGCAAUAUACCUGAGGAAACUAGGAGUGCACUAAGAGAUAUGGACUCAUACAAAAAGUUAAGUGAAGUUGGUGUGAGUUUAUUCCAAGCAAAAAAAUACAAGAUAUGCAUCAAAAUACUUGACACUGCCCAGAAAUUUCAGACCAAUCAGAAGGGAAUAACAAUGAGAAUCCUCCUUACUUCGGCAAAUGCACACUCGGCACUGAAACAUACAGAAAAAGCCAUCAGUCUUUAUCAAGAAUGUCUUCAAACAGCUAUCGCUACUCAUGAUCAAAUUUAUCAAACAAAAGCUUUGGUAAAUAUUGCUACACUGUACCUGGAAAACCAUGACACUCAUCAGGCAAUAAUAUACUAUGAGAAGUUAUUGCAUUUGGAGGCAGAGCUUAUUUUGGAGACAGGAAGUGAAGAUGUUUUGCCAGAUUUCUGGACGAGGGAACUCCAGUGUGGUUUACAUCUAAAUCUUAGCAUUGCAUACAAGGCCAUUGGAAACAUGAAUGCAGCAAUUAAGCAUGCCCAAAAAUAUGUGGUAUUCAUUGAGAAAUAUAAUUUUCAAGGAAAGUUGAGGGCAGAGUCUUAUCAUAAUACUGGGAUGUUGAAUGAAAUUUUAGGCAACUAUAACAAUGCUAUUAAAAACUAUAACAAAUAUUUAGAGGAGGGGAAAAAGAAUGGGGAUAAAAAAGGCAUGGCCCAAGCAUAUGGAUGUCUUGGUAGUGUGUAUGCAGCAUUACAAAACUGGAAACUUUCUUUAACAUACCAUGAGCACUACGUUACCAUGGCAACAAGGUUCGAAGACAAACGUAUGAAAAUUAUUGCCAACGAAAUGUUGGCUGAUACAUUAAUGUUAAAAGGGGACUAUGAAAAGGCUGCAAAAGCUUAUGAAGAGAUGAUAAAUAGUUGUAUCAGAACAGACUACAGAACUCGUGCAACUGGAUUGUGUAAAAUAGGUCACGCAUAUCGUGCUUUGAAGAAAAAUCAAUAUAGUUUAUACUUUUAUGAACAGGCAUCAGAGCUAGCGGAAGAUUUUGAAUUUCCUGAAAUCGAAACUUUGAGCCAUUACAAUAUUGCUUGUAUUCACCAGCAAUCAACUCAAAUGUUGGAGUUGGAAAAAGCACUGAAAUAUUUUCAGCAGCUGGUUCCGUAUUAUGAGACAAAAAUAAGAGAACAUAUGGUGGAAGGUAGUCACUGCCCAAAGGAAUACGGGGUCCAGCUAAGUGAAUGCUAUGAUGGAAUUCAGACAGUUCAUGCAAAGCUGGGAAAUAAAGAUGAGUGCCUGCAGUUUGCAGAGGCGUACAGAAAACGUACGUUAACAACAACACAUAAUUACCAGGCAUCGGCAAUGACAAGUCAGAGUCAUACGGCACCAUGGGACAUGUGGUCUGCCGAGAGAAUGGGUCGUGUCGUGUCUCAACAAAAUAGCACUGUGCUGUAUUAUUCACUGUUGUCAGAAUACCUGUUACUGUGGGUACUUCAGCCAGGGACGGGGCUUGUGCGCUUCUACUCCAAGAAGGCUGGUAAAGAGGAAAAUAUGAUUGAGACAGUUGAGGGAUUAUUGAAAGAAGUGAACAAGGGAUGUAACUGGAAGCAAAUGACUACACUUUGUGAGAAUAAAGCUUUACCGCUAAAAUCAGGCGAGCUUGAGAUGACCAGAAGGAAGUAUCUGAAACUUAGUGAGUCAUCUCAAAAGUCUGAGGAUACAGCUGAGGAAAGCAAAAAGCUUGAGAACGAGAAAAAGUCUGAAAAAACUGUUGAAAGAAGGCUUUAUGAUUUAUUGUUUUCACCUAUUGAAGAUAUACUCUCUAAACUGCCUAAAGAAAGUCCAUUGAUAAUCGUACCUGAUAAAGCGUUAUAUAGAUGUCCGUUUAACUUACUUCAGGACUUCCUUAAUCGAUAUGCAUUUAAGAGAUUUCGCAUCACAUACUUGCCAAAUUUGUUACUCCUAGAUAAGGUAGUGGCAAAUGAGUUGAAUCAUCUACGUUUAAAAGACGAGCUGGAUUUUUCAAGGCAGGUUCAUAAAAAGGGAGGACUUCUUAGCUUGACAAAUAAAUACUUAGGGACGGACCUAGGCGGUGCACCUUCAGUCAGAUCAUCCGGCAUGGUUGCGGACAUAAAUGCGAAGCAUCUGUCACAUCCUAGGUUGCUGACUCGACCACCUCGGACACCAAUGGUGCCACCAAAACCAGGGCAUCUACCAACUCAACGGACCAUGUAUGAGGAAGAUUUCAAGAAACACUCACAGUGGAAAUCACCAAGGACUGGCAGAGCACCUCUAGAUUCUUUCCGUGACUCUUACCGUAGUUCUCUUAAUACAAACCGGACACUAGCUGCUCAGCCAACAUUAGACCGAAUGUUCAGUAUUGGUUCAUUUACAACAAUCACCACGGAAACAUCAACAGGAACUGACAUAACAAGUUCAACCUGCACAGUGACGAAGUUUCAGCAAGUUAGUUGUCAAGAUCGUUGUCUUGUCUUCGCCAAUCCAAAACUGCCAGAAAGCCUAAUGUUGCAUGAUAAAGUAUGGAAGCCGAGUCUGGAAGAAUUAUCCUCGGCAAAAAGAGAGGCACUGAAUGUCGCCACAUUAUUAGAUGUUAUACCAAUAUCUGGACUGGAUGCUACUAAAGAAAGGUUCCUGAAAGAAAUAGAGAGAGCUUCUGUAGUGCAUAUUGGUACAUACGGAUGUUGGCACGAAGGGUUGAUAGCAUUUGCACCAUCCCCGGUAGAUGCUGGUGAAGGUAUACCCACGGAGGACUCGUAUCUGAUUAGUGCUGAUGACAUUCUGGGACUCAAACUUACAGCCCAGCUUGUGGUACUCAAUAUGGGCUAUAACCCCUACAGGAAGGAAUGUAUACAAUCAGGAUAUCUUCUACCCAGUGCAUUUAUUGCUGCAGGUGCUCAGUGUGUUCUCACAAACAUGUGGCCACUACCGGACAUUGCGGUGGAGAAGUUUUACACCAGUUUUUAUCUCGCCUUACAAAGUGGAGCUCAAUCUGCCACGGCCAUCUCUACUGCCAUUGAAGCUCUUAAAAAUGAUGACAGGUACAAUGACCCGUUGUAUUGGAGUGCCUUUGUUUUGAUAGGAAAGGAUGUGUAUGUAAACCUGAGUGAGAUUAGGCAUGCAAUGUUAGAUCAAAAUAUUGACCAAUCAGAGGCUGAGAUUGAGGAGGAGACUGGCAAAGAAUAUUUGAAUCCUAAACCAGUCCUGGCACCAGUGAAGAAAAAGGAUGAGAAUCUUCAUGAGUUACAGCGCCACCUAGGAACAUUGUUACGUAACCAUGCCAAACAGCCACAAGUCUUGUUUGAUCUCGUUGACUUGCUUGACAGCUCAUUAAAGAGACUUCAUACUGAGGAUAACAAUAAGCAGACGACACUUCUCACUGAUAAUAUUAUGACUGGAGAGGGUGCCCUUGACCUUCUUAAAUUGCUUGGCUUCCAUUUCCAAUCUAAAGGGACAUCAAUCAUCAAUCCAUAUGUGAUUUAUCCUCAUUGGAAUAGGGAUGAACUACUUAUACCAACAUAUGAUGCUCUAAGGUCAUUGCUUGAAAUAACUGAUUGUAAAGAGUUGGUUCAGAGUGUUUGUGGUGUGUUACCUAUAACACAGGAUAACAUCUCUCUCAUCAUAGAUCUGCUCAGUGUGACAAAGCAUGCUCCAGAGAUUCAGUUGAAGGUUUCGGACCUGUCAGUGCGGCCUCUGUGGGUAAACAUGAAACUGAAGAAAGUUCUGAUUGCCACUGGGUUUCAUCAGAUAGGCAUGCUGCUCAAUUUUAACAGAACACCAGAUAAUAGGAAGUUGAUGUCAGGUCUAUUCCAGUUGUUAUUGUCCGUCAGUCAGUCCAAGAGUCAAGUUCUCCUAUACAGACUGGAUGUUAACUUACUGGGCAAUGCAUCAGAAACAAAGUCGAUAUCUGAUUACCCGGAGAUUACUAGAUUGCCAUCACUAGCCCCAUUAAUAUUACCCAGGAACCAGUUACGUAUGAGCACACCAUGGCUGAGUAAAACAGAAACCCAUAUUGAAAUGGAUGAGAAAAUAAAACUGGCCAGAAAUCGCUCUGAUUUGGAUGAGAAUUUUAAGGACUAUCUAGAGAGAGCUAAGACUUGGCAUCAGAUGACAGUAGUUGCACAGGCAAACGAAUCACUGGAUGAAUAUGGCCGGCCAAAAUCCUCCCCACAGAAGGUCAAAGUGUUGCCAGGGGGUACAGCAUCUAGAGCUCGGGUACCAGUAGAUGAGAAAGUGGUCCUUUUGAACCCAGAGGUGGAUCAGCGUAGAGAUUACGCUCACUAUGUGUACAGUGAGAGGGUACAAAAUAUCGGCACUCGGCAUAGAAACGAGGUCUUGAAACUUUACCUGCCAUAUGUAAACAGCUGCUGAGAUGUUUAUUCA
This is a messenger RNA of Ruditapes philippinarum (Manila clam), 5023 nucleotides long. Its product is annotated as tetratricopeptide repeat protein 28-like. Gene Ontology annotation, molecular function: protein binding. Lineage: Eukaryota; Metazoa; Mollusca; Bivalvia; Venerida; Veneridae. The transcript is spliced from 21 exons. The coding region runs from base 194 to 5011 and encodes 1605 amino acids. The record is from RefSeq and is a predicted model, not a curated record.